UGUUUUUCACCAUCAUGGCCGGAGCGUGGAGUGGUUCCAGCGGGUGGGGCUCGUCUUACGAAGCGCUCAUGUUGCGCGUGGAAGCGAAUGAUCCGACGCUGCGGGAUUUGGUGAUUCUGCCGACAAAAUCUUGGUCGGCGUCGCAGGUAGACCGGCUGGCCGCGGCACUUGCGCACGGCACCAACACUCACUUGUGCGCGAUCCAUGCUUCGGGACAUGCCGUGCCGCCGGAAUCGCUACGUAGUUUGGGACAAGCCAUUGCCCAUUGCGGCCAUCGAAUCCAACACUUGGCCGUAGGCGACGUCACGAUGGGAGACGCCGGGGCCCAGGCGCUCCUAGACGGUCUCACGGACAAUGGCGUGACAUCCGCCUACGCGGAAUCCAAAUCCCACGCGUUGCUUGAUUUGAGUUAUAAAGGUCUGGGACCAGCGUCUUUCUGUCGGUUGGUCCACUUUUGUGAACGUGAGAAUCAUCCAUGGUCACGCUGGUGUCUCGCUCGCAACGUUGGCUUGCUAACAAGUCCUGUCGGCAACGAUAUCCCUCACGCUGCGGUACUCCUUCAGCGUUUGCACGAAUUGGACCUUUCCGAUUGCGAUUUAGACGAAGACCAGUGUGUGUCUCUCUUUGCCUUAGAUACAACCAGUGGUGCGAGUACCCUGCGCUCCUGUCGACUUUCGCACAACCCGCGGAUUGGCCCUCGCGGUGCACGAGCCGUAUGGCAUUUUCUCCUCUCAUCUUCAUCAUCAUCACCACGACUACAUCAAGAACCAGAACCACAAUACGGCUACACAAACAAUAUACAAGAGCUGUAUUUAAACAAUUGUGGUAUUACGGACGAUGGCAUGCGAGGACUGGCGGACGGCAGUCGAGACGAAAGGGCCCAAUGUCCUCUGCGGAUACUCGACGUAUCGGAGAAUCAGCUGACCAGCGCCAGUGCUUCGAGUCUGGUCCACGUCUUGUCCCCGUCAUGCGGAAACCCCGACGCACACGUUCCCUUUCCGGAUUUGAUCGAGCUGAAUGUAUCGCAGAAUCCGUUGCGCGAGGGCGUUCUCGUCCUCGUCCAUCAGGGGCUCGUCCCACGGCACACUCAUUCACUCGCCUCACCCCAUGGUACCACCCGUCUCCAAUCGCUGGAUUUGAGCGCGACGCAUUGUACGGUCCCCGGUGCGCACGCCGCCUUGUCCUCCAGCCACGUGACCACUUUGCGAUUGUUCGACAAUCGGCUGGGUCGAGGCCCCGACGGCUGGAACGCGCUGGAUUUGCGUACCGCGGCUCCGGAACUGGAAAUGCUGGACUUGGCGGGCAACGGUGCCGACCAAGCGGCGGUGGUACGACUACUGCAGGUCUUAGUGGACGACACGGAUCCGGAUACGCUCAUCCUUCCCUUGUUGAAGACGCUCGUCGUGGGCGGCAACCAAGGCGGGACUGAUUUGGAAGACCUCUGUGCCCAAAUCCGGAAGGUGCGUCCCGACUUGGAUAUUGCCCGAGAUAAGAUCCGCAAACGAUAG
This is a messenger RNA of Phaeodactylum tricornutum CCAP 1055/1, 1508 nucleotides long. RefSeq lists its product with no specific name. Gene Ontology annotation, cellular component: cytosol; nucleus; perinuclear region of cytoplasm. The record is from RefSeq and is a predicted model, not a curated record. Bases 15 to 1508 code for a protein of 497 amino acids. Gene Ontology annotation, molecular function: small GTPase binding; GTPase activator activity. NCBI's taxonomy places the organism in Eukaryota, Bacillariophyta, Bacillariophyceae, Surirellales, Neidiaceae. Gene Ontology annotation, biological process: nucleocytoplasmic transport; activation of GTPase activity. The transcript has a single exon.